AUGAGUGUUAUAUAAAAUACAUCUUAAGAAAUUAGAAUUAAUAAUCUUUAGACAGAUUUAAAGUAAUUGUCAACAAAUACAAAUUUAUAUAUGCUUUAAUCAAAAGAUGAAAUUGCUACGUUAAAUGAGAAGUUAAAUCAAAUAAUAAAUUAAUAAAGUCAGAAUACUUCUGUAUAUAAUGAUUCUAUUGUUAGAGCAUAAAUAUUAUCCAAGAGAAAUUGAAUUAAAGAGUAGAAGAAAUUUUUAUAGAACAUGAAGCUAGUCUUAUUAGUAAAAUAAAAGGAAUUGAAGAGUAAAAAUUAUUGUAACAUGAGGAAGAAAUAAAAAAGAGAGAAGAAAUGUUCAAUAAAUUUAUAUAGCUGGAUUAAUAAGUAGAUAAAUUGGAUAAAAAAUUUGAAUUAAAGGCCAACGAUAAGUUUAUAGUUAGUACAAUAUAAAAUAAUCUAAUGAAUAAUCAAUAAUUAUAACAAACAUUGAUUGAAAAAUCUAUUAAAUUAAUUGAUGAUUUAAUGAAAUCAAAAAUUGAAGAGAUAUAAAAAUGGACAGAUGAAAAAAUUUAAUAAUAAUAUUAUUAGAUAUAAAACUUUUCAACUUAUCUUAGAAAAUCAGAAAGAGUCGUAGAAGAACUAUAAAGUGCUAUUACACUUACCAAAAAUUCAACUAUAUAAUUUGAAAAAGAAUUUACAUAAUAGAUCAAUGAUAUUUCAUAGAAAAAUUAAGUUUUUAAGGACACCAUUUAAAUGCAAACUAAAGGGUAAUCAUUCUUAAUUAUUUUAGAAUGACAACUCAAAGUACAUAAUUAAAAUAAUAAUUUGAUUAACUAGAAUAAACUCUAUAAAAUGAGUUCAAUAAAAUACAUUAGAAAUAAGAACAUAUAUAAUCUUAAAUUUAAUCAGGACUUGAUUCAAUGAAUAAUUAUAUACAAUUUUGUUUGGAUAGUUCAGAGUAAAAAGUGUUCUCUCAAUGCAAAUAAGAAGAUUAAAAUAUAAUAGAAAAACUUACAAAUUAAUUUGAGAAACGAUUUUAAACAAUUCAAGAAAAGACAAUCUUUUUAGAACAGGAAAUAAAUAGUAAGGCAGAAAUUUGUAAUUAAACUAAAGAUAAAUUAAAUAAUUUUUUAAAAGGUUAAUAGGUUCAUUAACGGUUAUAUCAAAAAAAGGAUGGAAUACCUCAAUAAAGUUAGAAAUAAAGUACAAAGGAUUAGUUAUUAGUCAUUGACAAUUUAUUUAGAUAUAUUUCAUAGAUAUAUUCUUAAAUACAUAAAUCAAUCUAAAUACCAGAGAAUGACUAAUAUUAAACUAUUCAAGAAUCUACUAGACAUUCAUAAUCUUGUUCUUAGGUUAUCUUAAUUGCAGAACAAACAAAUUCAACAUAAAAAAUAAAUGUAUCUCCAAAUAAAAGUCCAGAUAGAAUAGAAAAAUUAAAUACAGAAAAAUAGGAUGUAAAAGAUUUAAGAACAUAAAUAUCAUCUGUAGAUAGAAUUCAUGGGGAGAUUCAUAAAAAUUAUGAUAAAAGUCCAUAUCCAACCAUAGAAAAAUAAAAUAAAGUAGAUAAAAUGGGUGAUGAGAUAUUUAGUGAUUAGAAAAUUUAAGAAUCAAAUCGCUAUCCAUUAUUAGUAGUUGGAAGAAGUAUAAUUAAAAAUUAUCUUAGCUUAAUUAUUGGAUAUCAGACCUUAAUAAGAUUUAAUGUCAUUGUAAUAAAAGGUUAAAAAGGUUCAAAGUAUUUUAGGAGUAGACUUACUUGGUUAAAGGCAGUAUAAUAAUCCUUAUUAAGCUUAAAGAUGUAAUUCUGCAUAGAAAAGACUUCCUAAAAUUAGUUCUAAAAAUUUAAACUUUAGCAUAGAUUGA
Messenger RNA from Paramecium primaurelia, 1847 nucleotides. Lineage: Eukaryota; Ciliophora; Oligohymenophorea; Peniculida; Parameciidae. The record is from the annotation of a GenBank genome assembly.